Molecule: messenger RNA, 744 nt
Organism: Prorocentrum cordatum
Lineage: Eukaryota; Dinophyceae; Prorocentrales; Prorocentraceae
Source: the annotation of a GenBank genome assembly
GCGACCUGGGAAGGGCGCGGGCAAAAAGCAAAGGAACGGACCAGAAGAAGGUGGUGCGCAGUGCUUGCCCCCGCUGGGCUUGGGCGUCCAAGCUCGAGCAGGACGGCAACGCGCGUUUGCGCGGGGCGCCCUUCAGCAACAAAGCGCCGCCCGCGCAAGCCAACGACGUGGGCGCUGGCAAGGGCGCCGCUGGCGUGGGCUCGGCCAUGAAGGGCCAACUGCUGGAGCUCAUCAGGGCGCAGCCUGGCAGCGAGCAGGUUAGGGCGGCGCAGAGCCUCCUGGACGCGGCCAAUGAGGGAUCCAAGGCGGCGCGCGGCGCUGGGGACGCCCCAGUGACGCAACGCGUCACCGAGGUGACGGCCAAGGUCCAGCGGGCCCAGGUCUCGUUCAACAAGGUCCGCGCGCAGCAGGCGGCCGCGGCACUGGCGCAGGCGGAGAAGGAAAGAGCGGAGGUGCUCAAGACGGUGGCGCCGCCAGCCCAGGCGUCGCCGCCGACGGGGGCUGGGAUCGACCUCAGCUCGCCGGUGGGCACCAGUGAGCCCGACGAUUCCGUGUUCGCGCUGAACUUGGGCCCCGAGUUUGAAUACUCGGACGGCGCGAUGCACGGGGCCGACUUGCAGGAGCUGGCUCGCCGAAAGAAGCUGGUCAUGGGCGCGCUCACGGAGACGCUCAAAAGCACCUUCGGCGGCAUGCAGGAGAAGCUGCGCGAGCAUCGCGACUCAUUGUCGACCAUUAAAGAUUGCG